AUGAGUGAAGAGUACGAUGCCCUUAUGCGAAAUAAAACAUGGACUCUUGUGCCAUCUAACACUGCUCAAAAUAUUGUAGGUUGCAAAUGGGUGUUUCGCUUGAAACACAAUGCUGAUGGAUCCAUUCAAUGCUUCUUGUUGCCAAACGAUUUCAUCAAUGUCCCGGGAUUGAUUUUCAUGCUACCUUCAGCCCAAGCUUAUUCUAACACAUCCCUCUUUAUCUAUAACUCAUCCACUGCCUUGAUCUAUGUUCUCAUCUAUGUGGAUGAUAUUAUUAUUACUGGGCCAUCAACUUCUCAGAUUCUUGACGUUAUCUCCAAGCUUGGCAGUAGGUUCUCAUUAAAGGAUCUUGGCCCCUUGCACUUUUUCUUAAACAUUGAAGUUGUUCCACUUGACAAUGGUCUUCUUCUCACUCAAAGUAAGUUCAUAGCUGAACUUUUAAGUCGUUUCAACAUGCUGGACACAAAGGGAGUCUCAACACCUAUGUCCUCAACUGAACCACUCUUGCUUAAUGAUGGUUCACCUCCUACAAAUUCCAAGGAAUAUCGACAGGUAAUAGGUGCUCUCCAAUACCUUAAAAACCCCAGACCGGACAUAUCAUUUGCCGUCAACCGGCUUGCCCAGUUUAUGCACCUUCCAUCUAUUAAGCAUUGGCAGGCUGCCAAGCAUCUUCUUCGCUACUUGAAGCAGACAAUAACCCUUGGACUACACAUUAAUCAUUCUGACACAACCAGGCUCACAGCUUACUCUGAUGCUGAUUGGGGUAGUGAUCCAGAUUCUCGUGUCUCCACGUCGGCUUACAUUAUUUUUCAUGGUCGUACACCUAUAAGCUGGAGUUCCAAAAUAUAA
This is a messenger RNA of Nicotiana attenuata, 849 nucleotides long. RefSeq lists its product as uncharacterized. The record is from RefSeq and is a predicted model, not a curated record. NCBI's taxonomy places the organism in Eukaryota, Viridiplantae, Streptophyta, Magnoliopsida, Solanales, Solanaceae. The coding region runs from base 1 to 849 and encodes 282 amino acids. The transcript is spliced from 2 exons.